Molecule: messenger RNA, 562 nt
Organism: Conger conger (European conger)
Lineage: Eukaryota; Metazoa; Chordata; Actinopteri; Anguilliformes; Congridae
Gene: ripply3
Product: ripply transcriptional repressor 3
Exons: 4
Coding region: 41-427 (128 amino acids)
Biological process (GO): embryonic pattern specification; negative regulation of transcription by RNA polymerase II
Cellular component (GO): nucleus
Source: RefSeq, a predicted model, not a curated record
UUAAGGAAUUUCAUCUGGUAAAGCCGGUCCAAGAGUGAGGAUGCUCCCACUUAAUGUGGAUAUGAAACCUGCAGCACACAGAGUUCAGUCCAAUGAAAGUUCCCGAGCUACAGGAGUUUCCGUCAACCUUGGGCAAAUAGAAAGAUAUCCUGCCAUAUGGAGACCGUGGGUUCUGGCGCAUAGAGAAGUUGGAAAGCUGCAAGAAAAAUGUGGAGCAGGUGGGAAGGACCAAUUUAAUACACAGAUGGCUAAAGGCGCUCUGGGAUUUCAACAUCCUGUCAGGCUAUGCGUGCCAAAGUCCAGGACCCAGGAGUACCUGUCUCAUCUGGGAAAGAAGGUUCUAGCCAGUUUCCCCAUCCAGGCUACCCUCCAUUUCUACAACGAUGAGUCCAGCUCUGAAGAGGAGGAGGAGGAGGAGGAGGAGUAGAGCAAGAAAGAGGCAGAGUGACGUGAUGGAGGAAGGGCAACUUCCUGCGGUCCAUGUGCAGAACACUCUGCAUGUGUGUUCAUGCAGUGCUGAGCCAUUUUGAGAGACAGCUGUAAUCACUGCUCAGUCUUUCCA